Capsicum annuum is the source of this 762-nucleotide messenger RNA. Its product is annotated as gibberellin-regulated protein 11. NCBI's taxonomy places the organism in Eukaryota, Viridiplantae, Streptophyta, Magnoliopsida, Solanales, Solanaceae. The transcript is spliced from 3 exons. Bases 267 to 572 code for a protein of 101 amino acids. The record is from RefSeq and is a predicted model, not a curated record.
GAGAAUUCAGCGUAGUCCAGAUGAAAAUCGGAUAAUGAAUACGGAAUUUCUAAACAGUAAAACAAGAGGUAAAAAUACUUACUUAUUAGCUAGGCCUUUGCCUUGACCCACUGAUGUCGACACCCAAAGAAAACGUGAGUUGGAUGGGUGGUUCUUUUCUCGUGCUAUAAAUACCACUCUCAGUCUGCUUCCUACUUCACAUCCUUAGUGAAAAACAGCUCAGAUUUCAGAGUUCUCACUUUUCUUUUUUGUUUCUUAAGAAAAAAAUGGCAUUUCCAAAGGCAUUUGCAGCUUUGCUUAUUGCAUCAUUUGUGCUUGUCCAUUUCACUUAUGCCCUUCAACAGGGAGUUAAGCCACCAGCACCAAGCCCUCAACCUCCAAAGCCAAUAGAAUGCAUAGGAGCUUGUAAGUAUAGGUGCAGCAAGUCAUCGAGGCAAAAUCUAUGCAACAGAGCCUGUGGAAGCUGCUGCAACAGAUGCCACUGCGUACCACCAGGGACCUCGGGAAAUUAUGAAGCAUGCCCUUGCUAUUUCAACCUUACUACUCAUAACAGCACCCGCAAAUGUCCUUAAAAUUCAUCUGCUUAUGUUUUCCAAAUUUAUAAAAUGUAGUAUUGAAUAUUACUAUAUGUUGUGUAGCGAUAAGUAUGCAGUUGUUUAUUUUGAAAUUUAAUUCAAUAGUACUAUAUUGUGUAAGCAAGGUUCAGAGUUUUCAAUGCAGUAUUAAUGGAUGGAGUACUACUAAGUAUUAAUUUGAUGGAUA